GACCCCGUCCGGGAAGUUCGGCGGGUUUCCAAGAUGGCGGCGCCCAUCAGUAGGUGCUGUGCACAUUGGCGAUCACUGACCUUGUCUUUUCCAGCCGCUGGUUACCAUGCCCGACCACGGGUAUGGGGGCUGGGUGGGGUGUAUAAGCCGGACCCUCAAGACCCCAAGACUAAAGAAUGGCAUAAAGGGCCACAGUAUGAAGCGAAGUUGUAUGGGCGACAUGGGGCUGCCUCUGGGGUUGACCCAUCAAAGCUAUGGCCGAGUCCACAGCGCCUCAGGGAAAUUGAGGAAGAUGAGAAGGAAUGGUACCCAAGUCUGCAGGAGAUGUUAGACAGAGUGGAGGCCAAGGAGAGGGAAUUGCAAAAAAAGAAAGAAGAAAGGUCAGUGCUAUGCACCCCUCGGGAUUCUCUUUUAAAAAAAAAAAAAAAAAAUAUAUAUAUAUAUAUAUAUAUAUAUAUAUAUAUAUAUAUAUAUACUAAUUGAUUUGUUUAAGAAAGGUUGUGUAUUUUUCUUUCGUAUAGGUGAAACACUGUUAGGUGUGUACUCGUAGAAAAAAUGGUAUUCAAUAUUAUCACUAAAAAAAAUACAUUCAAUUUGUUUCUACUUUGUAAAGUACUAAAGGUAAACUUGUUUUCUUCAAAUCUCUGCUGUGCGUUAGGCGGAGUGUGACAGUAAUUGUAAAAGAAAUAAAAAGAACAAUCUAAAUAAAACAUUGUUAAAUCAAUAUCUUUUGAUAUGUGCACCUGUUAACAGUUUGACAAGCGGGCCACCUUUUUUGUUACAAUUUAGAGGAAUAAAUUAGAACUGCUCUCCAGAAUGCACUUUUUGAGUCCAUAUUAAAGGGUAAUAAAAAAAAAAAUUAAAAAAAAUUAUAAAUUGAGCAUUGCUUUAAAAAAAAUGUGUAUUCCUUCAAAGUUACAAUAGCAAAGGCUAAUCAAUAAUGUUAGAACAGAUGCACAGUGUCUACAAUGUCCCUUUAGGAUUAAUCUGGCGAGAUAGGUUAGCUUUAAAUGUGUUGUGUACUGCGUACUGUCUCAAAGUCAGAAGUUUAUAAAGUUAGGUGACUGAAAGUGACCAUCUUGUCUUUUUAUCAUACUUAGGAUCAGAGACCCUACAAAGUUCAUUGCAAAGUGGCCUAUAAGGUGCAUUGUUUGUAGAGGAACAGUGCAUUCCUUACUGAGCUGUGCUUUGAGAAGGCUUACUAGCAUCUUUCUAGAUGGCUCCCUGAAUUCACAUGAUCUAUGCAUCUUUUAUAUUUGUUAAGUAGGUCUUAGGCCCUGUUCAGGCGUUCAUGACAGUGCUCAGGAAUGAUAUCACACCAUUGUAUCCUAUUUCAUUAGAUAAUCCACAGGGAGCAGGAUGUAGCUACAUAUAGUAGGCGUGCAAUAGGGGUAAAAUCUUUCUGAAGUAUAAUCACUUGGGAUUGGAGGUGUCUACGGAGGGAGUAAGAGAUGUAUGUCAUUUUAUUGGGGUUUCAGGGGACGCGGCUAGUUUUUGGGGGGUUUUUUCUCAGAGUUUGCAGGGCAAACCCUUGCUUUAAGCAUCUUCUCAAACACAUUGGUAGCCAGGUUGCAUGAACUUUAGUCCACUUAGUUGUCUUGUUUUGAUUUAAUUCUUGCAUCACACCUUAAGAUUCACACCUGACCUAAAAUACAGGAUUUGUGUCUUGUAAACAGGGUGGCUUACUGAAACUCAAAUAAGUGCAGCUGUCAUAGAAAACUUGCCCCCGCUCUCUGGGGUAUUUCUCAUUGUACCUAAGAGAGUUAAGGCUAAGUACAAUUACAGUCAGUUGUGUUUGAUGUACUAAACUGGAAAUUGUAAAGAAAUAACAGGAGAAUUGCAUAUAAAUCAGCUAUUUUGACCUUAAAUUCACAAUACUCAGGUUAUAUUUUCAUGAUCCCAGAUUAGUUAAAACAUUUUUUCAAAAAUCCCUGAUAACUAUGCUGUAAAAAAAAAAGUUUAAACACGUUUUUAAAGGUAGUUUAUCUUGGAGGGUACAUCACCAUCAAAUUUUUUUCUUUUUAUUAUUAUUUUACAUAGCAACAUUUAAAAAACCAAAAACAGUUUUAUAUUUACUCUCUGUAUAUUCCAGAUCUAAUACUGUCUGGGGUUUUUUUCCCCCCAUUUUCUUUUGGCAGCAGUUAAAGAAACACUCCAAGCACAAUAAUCACUAGAGUGAGCUGUAGUGAGUAUGGCAUUGGGAACCUUAUUGAACCCCGAAAUGAUUUUGAAAUUUAUAUCCAUAAAUAUUUUAUUCUGUAAUCCAAGGUUGGUCAUUGGCUACCAUUGGACUCGUUUCUUAUUGGCUAAGGAUUCUAGGAAACAUAGUCCAUCAGUGGAAAGGGAGGUCUGUACUAAAGAGCAAUUUUAUAAUUGAUAUGUGAACCCCUUACACCGUAUUGCAUUUCUUAAAAUGUAACCAGUAAAACACUUGUAGAAGAAGGUAUUUCCUUUUAGAGCUGCAGAAUUUUACUGGUUUUACACAGACAGGUUCUUGGUGCAAGGACUCUCUGUGUACAUUGUCUGCCAGGUAAUUCGUUAGAGUAAUACAAACAUAUGCUUAUUUCACAGCUGUUAUAUCAGCAUUCUAUUUGAUCAGGUUAAAGUUAUUUUACUUUCAUCCUUUCUGUAAAGACAUUUUUCUGUGUAGUCUUUCACUAAAACAAAGUUUUUCUUAUAUUUAAUUUUUUUUAGGGACCGUAUUAUUGCUGCUAAUUUAGCAAAGAUGCCCCAGAUGGUGGCAGAUUGGCGCAGAGAAAAGCGGGAGCUGAAACAGAAACAGCAAGAUGAAAAGGACCGAAGAGAGCGUCUUUUAGCUCAAGCCCGUGAAAAGUUUGGUCUCAACGUGGACUAUCGAAGUCCAAAAUUCCAGGAGAUGGUGAAAGAGCUCGAGAAACAGGAGAAAAAGAGGAGGAAGCUCCUGAAAAAACAGCUGAAGGAGGAGGCUCUGUCAACAAGCCCAGCUGCUGGGGAAGCAAGGGCAACAGCAGGUGGAGUAACGUCAAGUACCCCGGUGGAGGGCGCCACAUCAGCAGCUACCCAAGAAGGAGGGACUGUCACAGCAAGUAACCCAACAGAGGGAAUUCUUUAAAAUGUUUCAAGAGAUCUGUGCAGUCAAAAUGCUCCUUUCCACCAGCAGGUGGUGAUAAGGACACACCUGCCAGUUCUUAAACAUUUGAUCUACAGGUGGAAAAUGUUGAUCAUGUGGGGAAAAUAUGCAGUGGUUGAAUGAAUGGAUCAUGUUAAUUACCUUGUAUGUUGGAUUACUCAGAUAAUAUCAGCAACACCUCUGGUGGCCACAUGUAUCAGAGUUUGACAUGGCGUAUGUUUCAAAGGCAUCUUGUACAGGAAGGCCAUGCAUGUUUGAGGCAGAACAGAAGAUGGCAUCAGCAACACAGAACUGAAGAUCUGGUUCAUGCGUUGUCAAACCCUUCUUUAAAAAUAAAUUAAGCAAAUAAAGUGUCGAGUCUUAGAAUUGCUAUUCUUUCUUUUCUAAAGUUCAAUAUGACCUUUUAAAAGGCUGUGACCUUUGAU
Pelobates cultripes (western spadefoot toad) is the source of this 3534-nucleotide messenger RNA. The record is from the annotation of a GenBank genome assembly. NCBI's taxonomy places the organism in Eukaryota, Metazoa, Chordata, Amphibia, Anura, Pelobatidae.